UCUCUCUUCCUAAACCUUGAUUGGAUCUUCAAUAACAAUCAACUACAUCAUGGAAAUGCUGGAGAAUGUGUGGGCAAGCUUCAUCAAUGGAGGAACGAAACAAUCUGGAGACUACGAAUCGCAGUUUUCCUCUGCCGCAGAUGAAAACAUGGUAAACAGAGGACCAACAAUGGGAAACAAUAACAAUGGGCUGGAAAGGCUGCCGAGCUUGGGGAGAUGGAUAUCAAUGGGGGAAGAGGCCUGGGACGAAAUCCUUCGAACCCAAUUCCUCAUUCCUCCAUCUGAAAAUACCCAAUUGCCCUCUUCGAGCAACAUUACCUCUGGAACCUUCGACGAUCACCAAGCCGGCAAAUCGACUAAAACGACGUCGUGCAGGCGUUACAGGGGAGUGAGGAGGCGGCCAUGGGGGAAGUACGCGGCGGAGAUAAGGGACUCGACGGCGGAGAACGGCGGCGCUAGGGUAUGGCUGGGAACGUUUGAGACGGCGGAGGAAGCGGCCCGGGCUUAUGACAGGGCGGCUCUGAGGAUCAGGGGAGCCAAGGCGAGUCUUAAUUUCCCCGGAGAAUUGGUUUCGGGCUUGGUCGGUGAUUGCUGCCGGACGGCCGGUUGUGAUUCUGAAGGGGAAGAUUUGCGGCGGCGGCGGCGGAGGAGGAAGAGGGUUGCGAGGGAAUGGGAAUUGGGCGGCGGUGAUUCGAUGGGGAUCGAGCCGCCGGCGCUGAAGAGAGUGGCCGGAGAGGUGGAAGGGAAGUUUGGAGUUGAGAUUGAAGGUCUUGAGGAGCUCAUUGGGAGCGAUUUGUUGGAUAAUUUGUUGGCUUCUUUGUCCGAACUCAAUUGAAGCGUAGAAUAUGUUGAAAAUAUGAGUAUAAUUCUCAAUCGGUGUCUUAUGCCAAUUUAUUCAUGUGCAAAAUUUAUUUUGGUUUAUCGAUAAGUUAUUUAAUUACUAAUAUUUUUAUUUUAGCGCUCAAAGAAAUAAUAAUGUAAAAUGUAUAAGUUUAGGUUGUACCAUAAAAGAAUUUGUUAAUGUGACUUGAAUCAGACUAUCAGCCGCCACGAUUGGUAAUUGGGGGUCUCGCUGCCCGGUCAGCGAGUGGGGUCCAGGGGCAACGCCCCGGUGGGGGUGCGGGGGCAACGCCCCCAGCCCGCGGUGUAUGGGCUCAAUGUUAUUUGGGUUCGGGUUCUGAGCCUGGUCUGUAACCGUUUCCUUUGCCAGAUUGGAUUAGGUUUAGACCCACAUCGAGAAGUACUAUAAAUACUUCUCAUACUCAUCUGUAAUCUGUAAUCUCCUCGAUAUAGUGAAAUCGGCUCUCUCUCGCCCGUGGACGUAGAACACACAUCGUGUUAGUCAACCACGUAAAUCGUGUGUCGUGUUUUCGAUUCUCGCUUUCGUAUUCUUGCUUUGUCGAUUCGGGCGAUUUCCCGAUCCGUAGCAGCGCAUUUUAUAACAGAAUUUGUAUCCUUAUGUUAUGGUACAACUUCACAACUUGAAGUUGUACCAUCACAUAAAAGUACAAGUUCAAGUUAUACCAUAAAAGAAUUUGUACAAAACAGUAUAGGUACAAUUUGAAGUUGUACCAUAACGUUAAAGGUACAACUUGAAGUUGUAUCAUAAAGACAAAAACCUAUAACACCAAUACUAUAUAGCAUUGUAAAAUUCCUCAUCCUCACUAGGCUAAAUGCAACCAUGAGAUCUAGCAAUUAAACCAAGUUGAGCAAUCAUAAACUUCAAUGAGAUGGUGCAUCUUUAAUUACUCAAAUAGACUAAUUGGUGAAUGAUGCACCAUUUAGUUAUUCAAAUAAACAAGCAAACCUCACCUUACACUUUAAAUGGGGUGUUGCCCUCAACGGACUAGAACAAGAAAGAAGGUAAUAGAAAGAACAUAUUAUCUUGUAGACGAAAACCGUUCGGAAGUGUUUGAAUGACUAACACACAUUGUUUAGACACAAAGCAAAAAACAAAAUAAAAAAAGAACAAAUCAGAAAGAACAAGUGUGUAUACUCCUCAGCAAUCAGCAUAAGAUAUGAAAAUAAAGAGAAAAUAAGAGAAGAGAGAAUAUGAUAUAAUACCAAUAAGUCAUUGAAUCAUCACUUAUCGUUGUGAAAAGAGUAACUCCUCUGUCUCGCGUCAUUGUUCCCUUUUUUUUCGAAAAUAUCCAAAAAGGACUAACUAGGCUCUUGGGUCUAUCCAUCAUGGAUCAAGAGGAAAUGAAGCACAAAUCGCCAAAUUUUGAGAAUAGGGUAAAGAAAUAACACGACAAAGUGAAACCAUCUUUGUAAUAUUAGAGUGAUUUCGGCCAGAAACCAGCUACAUUUUUGUAAUAGAUCACACGAGAAGAUAAGGCUAUGGUGGGACAGACCCUCUAUGGUGUCGUGCGAACCAGCCACUAUAGAUUGUUAUGACCACUUUAAAAUUUAUUCAUUAUGAUUCUCCAAACUCUUUCAACAAAGUUAUAAAUACUAGGGGAGCCCCAUUUUAGAAAUCACAAAUGAGUUAAAUUACUUAGUUUCUUCCAAUAUCUUAUAACCGGAUAAAGAUAGACAAAUAAG
Molecule: messenger RNA, 2544 nt
Organism: Linum trigynum
Lineage: Eukaryota; Viridiplantae; Streptophyta; Magnoliopsida; Malpighiales; Linaceae
Source: the annotation of a GenBank genome assembly